Messenger RNA from Aspergillus vadensis CBS 113365, 1375 nucleotides. RefSeq names its product telomere repeat binding factor family protein. NCBI's taxonomy places the organism in Eukaryota, Fungi, Ascomycota, Eurotiomycetes, Eurotiales, Aspergillaceae. The transcript has a single exon. The record is from RefSeq and is a predicted model, not a curated record. The coding region runs from base 111 to 1178 and encodes 355 amino acids.
CCCAACUAUCAUCAUCCGUGAAAAUGGCAGUGGCAUCUCCCUCCUCCUUCUACAUGGUGCUCUUCAUCCCUCAGUGAUCAUCCCCUGAUUGGGUGUAUGGGUGCCCCGCCAUGGAUUCCAACGGCUCCUAUACCCGCUCCUUCGACGAAUCCUUGAUUCGCGAAUUACCCCAGCUUCAGUCUCUCCGCAUUGCUCCCCUCCGUCAGCCGGUGUCUCGCCUCUUGGCUGUGCCCUCCCCGCUCGAACCCAAUGCCAGUCACGUCCGGGAACCCUCCAGUAACAACAAUCCUGGCAUCCUCCCUGCCCGCAAUGACUCGGCCCAAUCCGGAGCCACUGAAGGGGCGGCUGCUCCCCGACCGAAGAAGUCGGAUGCCCCUGCGGACUCCCUCCCGAGCUUGGAGGCGCCUCCCCGGCCAAUUCUCCCGGCUUUUGUCAAUCUCCGCGCUCUAGAACGAUACCCCUACUCCUCGUUUGAUGAUGACACCCUUCACUUCCGCAAGCGCAGGCGUUUGGGCGGUCAGGCGGACACGUUUAGUGAACACCUGCAGUUGCCUAUUCCUCAGGCGCAAAAGGAGCAGCGUCCACCGCCCUUCGGCCCUUUUGCUAUUCUCAAUGGUCUCAACGAGCCGCCCCCGAAUGCGGCCUUGCUUCCUCCAAUUGAACCCGGCUCGAUCACACAGCUACUGACCAAACCGUCUCGAGGCAGCGAGGCUGUGGAGCCGGGCUUACUCACUGCUAAUGCUGCAGAUAGCCAGAUCGCGGAGCGACGAGAAGGUCGCAUCGAGGAGAUUCUUGAUUCUCCGGUCGACAAAACGGUGGACGGCGAUGCGAGCGAUCUCGCCAGCGGACUGCUGGACGAUGUCGCUGCAGCGGAACGGACACGAACCGAAAAGACAGACACCGAGACUGACAAUAAAGACGCCUCCGCGGAGGACAAUACCGAGCCUCUGUCGCCUAAAACGCGGGGCCGGUCUCGCAAGAACCUUCGUAAGUGGACCGAGGAAGAGACGACUGCUCUGCUGCGCGGGGUGGUCAAGUGCGGCAUCGGCAACUGGACGGCGAUUCUGGCCCAGCCGGAGUUGAAGUUCAACAAGCGUAGCGCAUCCAAUCUGAAAGAUAGGUAUGGUAUAGCCAUGUGGACGUGGAGGAGACACUGGAAGCCAACUAAGUUACUCUAGGUUUCGUGUGUGUUGCCCCUGGGCAUAUCGGUGAGUUGAACGAGACUGUCGAAUGUGCACAUCUAAUCUAUCAAGGGCCGCGGAUCCCAAUGAAGCCACCAAGCAGCUGCAUGACACGCUCGCGAACGCCCUCUCGCGAGCCGAAACCGAAGGGACCGACGGACAAGCGGGGAAGAUCCAUCUCCCACACCCGCGUG